AUGUCUACGAGAGCAAGGCGGCGCUUAAUGAAUGACUUUCGGAAAAUUAAGCAGGACCCACCACCAGGUGUAUAUGCAGUGCCUCAGGAUGAUAACAUUCUUCGCUGGCAUGCUGUCAUUUUGGGUGCUGAUGGCACACCCUUCGCCGACGGCAUUUUCAAACUCGUAAUGGAUUUCACUGAAAACUAUCCAAACUUGCCUCCUACGGUCAAAUUCGUUUCCAAAAUGUUCCACCCCAACGUUUACGCUGAUGGUGCGAUCUGUCUAGACAUUCUACAAAAUAUGUGGUCUCCUUCCUACGACAUCGGCUCCAUACUAACAUCUAUUCAAUCUCUCCUUGGUGACCCCAACCCAAAUUCGCCGGCUAACACCAUAGCUGCAGAAUUAUUUGAGGAAAAUACUAGGGUUUACGAAAUGAAAGUUCGCGAAGUUGUCGAGGAGUCCUGGAAAUGCGACGAUCCACUGGACCCAUCCUAG
This is a messenger RNA of Echinococcus granulosus, 477 nucleotides long. RefSeq names its product Ubiquitin-conjugating enzyme E2. Gene Ontology annotation, biological process: protein polyubiquitination; DNA repair; proteasome-mediated ubiquitin-dependent protein catabolic process. Gene Ontology annotation, molecular function: ubiquitin conjugating enzyme activity. The record is from RefSeq and is a predicted model, not a curated record. Gene Ontology annotation, cellular component: HULC complex. The transcript has a single exon. NCBI's taxonomy places the organism in Eukaryota, Metazoa, Platyhelminthes, Cestoda, Cyclophyllidea, Taeniidae. Bases 1 to 477 code for a protein of 158 amino acids.